AUGCCAUUCCAACAGAAAUCAAGUAAAAUUCCAAUGGAUCCACAAUGGCUCACGAUGGAUCCAAUAAGAAAGUGUUCCCAAUACUAUCCAGAUAAAAUUGCUAUGCUUGCUUUGUUACGGGAUUGGAAUAUGGAGUUUUUACAUCAAACAUUAGUUGACCAAUUCAUCACCAUAACAGUGUUAAAACUCAUGAAAAAGGAUGAUAUUGAAUUGAUAACAAAUAAGUUUCCCCUUGGUGUCAAAAUUUUAUUCAAUUAUAAUCUUCAAAAAUGGCAAAAACAAAAUCCAAUCUAA
This is a messenger RNA of Macrosiphum euphorbiae (potato aphid), 294 nucleotides long. The record is from the annotation of a GenBank genome assembly. NCBI's taxonomy places the organism in Eukaryota, Metazoa, Arthropoda, Insecta, Hemiptera, Aphididae.